AGAGCCGAAGAUGUCGGCUCGGUCAUGUGAUCAGGUGUGUCCAAUCACAGCUGAUCACAAGUAAACAGGGAAAUGCCGAGGGGACAUGUACACUGAUCAGUGGGCACUGAUGAUCAGUGUAGCCCCAGCAGUGCCACCUGUCAGUGUCCAUCGCUGCCUUGUGUCAGUGCCCAUCAGUGCCACAUCAAUGCCACAUAUCAGUGCCCAUCAAUGCCCCAUCAGUGCAGCCUCAUUAGCGCACAUCAGUGAAGGAGAAAAAACACUUAUUUACAAAAUUUUAUAA
Messenger RNA from Staurois parvus, 283 nucleotides. NCBI's taxonomy places the organism in Eukaryota, Metazoa, Chordata, Amphibia, Anura, Ranidae. The record is from the annotation of a GenBank genome assembly.